UAAUGUCAUCGUAAUUAUAACACCAUUGCGUAUCUAUAUACGGUAAUAUAUAAUAAAAUAUAGUAAUGUACAGUAAAAGAGUUGCGCAGAGACGUUAUAACGAUUAAUGAUUAUGAAACUGCCGUUAAGAGUUACGAAAUAGACUAUUGGAUAUCGAUUAUGUAGUUUUUCCUUAGAACAGAAACGUGAAAAGUAAAAUCUUUUUUCAUUGAAAUUAAUGGAGAAAAAAGUUACAUGAUCGAUACCCUGACCUUUGUUGCAAAAAACCACGCACUCCUGCCAUAUAUUAAGCGAUCUUUAUCUUAGUUUUUGUUCUAUUUAUAGUUUAGUCGCUGAUCGAACACUCCUUACCAUAUUUCGCCAAAUGGUGCAACAAGAGGCGGUGGUCGUAAGGAACGCCAUGAAGCGUUAUGAGAAAGAGCAACUGGUGCUUAACAAUUUGAAUAUCACCGUUUCCAGGGGUUCUAUAUACGGACUAUUGGGAUCCAGUGGAUGCGGCAAAACCACCCUGUUCUCUUGCAUCGUCGGACUUCAAUAUUUUAACAGCGGAGAAGUAUGGGUCUUGGGGGAAACUCCAGGCAGCAAGGGCUCCUGCGUCCCUGGGCCUCGAGUGGGUUAUAUGCCGCAAGAUAUCUCUUUGGCAGGAGAAUUCUCCAUAAGCGAUGCCUUCUAUUACUUCGGCAGGAUCAACGGGCUAGAAGAUGAGGAAAUCGGAGCAAAACAGACUUUUUUCUCGGAGUUUCUUAAGUUACCUCCGUUAGAUCGCUUAGUGAAGAAUAUGAGUGGAGGCGAACAAAGAAGACUUUCCUUUGCCUGCGCGGUGAUCCACAAUCCCGAGCUUUUAAUUUUGGACGAACCCACUGUGGGUUUAGAUCCACUUUUAAGGGAGAGUAUUUGGACUUAUAUGAUGAAGCUCACGAAGGAGGAAGGCGUCACUGUGUUGAUUACAACUCAUUAUAUCGAAGAGACUAAAGACGCAAAUAAAAUCGGUUUGAUGAGAAAAGGUAAGUUGCUAACGGAAUCGGCACCGAAUGAAUUACGGCGACAAUACUCAUCCUUAGAGAAAGCUUUCGAGGUACUAUCCGUUACACAGGAUAAAGAGGAUAAAGAGGAUAAAGAGAUUACCUUAAAUGAAAGAUAUCGAAGAUUGCCGGAGGCUACCAGUAGCAAUGUAUUGUCUCAUGAUAAAUAUGAACCAACAAAAGUAAUCUCCGAGAACAAAGCAAUUUCGGGAAGUCAAGUUUCGAAAUUGAAAAGGUUCAAAGCUUUAAUAGCAAAGAAUCACAUCGAAUGUAUCCGUAAUUACUCAGGCCUCAUUUUCCACUAUUUCUUCUUGCUAAUUCUAUCCAUCGCAUUUUCUUUUGCUGUUGGCGGAGAUCUGAAGGGUAUCAAAAUUGGUUUAAUCAACGAAGAAGCUGACAAUUGUGAUUUAGGCAGCAAUAUUGGCAAUGUUUGGAACAACAAAAGCAUCUGCAUCUUUAAUAAUCUCAGCUGCAGAUUUCUGUAUCAUUUUAAUGAUUCUAUCGCGAUAAAGGAAUAUUAUCACGACUCAUCUGAAGCGAAACGUGAUGUACAAAAUGGAAAACUCUGUGGUAUAAUGCACUUUAAUCAAAACUUUUCCAAAGGUCUGCAAAACCGAAUACAAUAUCAAUUUUACACGAGUGAUUCCGAUCUUAACGCCAGUGAAAUUACAAUUAACCUCGAUAUGAGUGAUACACAAACUGGGCUUUUUAUACAGAGAAAGCUAUCCAAGCGUUUUAUGGAAGUUCUUCAGGAUAUUAUGAGAGAUUGCAAAUAUUCGAUAAAAUUGGUUGAUCUACCCAUUAAAUUUGAAGAUCCUAUUUAUGGUAAAAGUGACUACAAUUAUAAAGAUUUCGCGAUACCGUCAGCCAUAUUAGCAUUUAUCUUCUAUUUGAGUGUCACAAACUCUACCGACCUGAUAAUCGCAGAUCGGUCGGACGGACUCUGGAACAGAAGUGCAGUCCAAGGAGUCAGGACAGAAGAAAUCUUGCUAUCUCACAUUCUUUACCAGAGUUUAAACGCACUUAUCGAUACCAUCCUGUUAAUUCUCAUAUUCUUUGUUCUAUUGAGUACGGAUUAUAAUGGAUCGAUAUUCCUCAUAUUCUUUGUCGUAUUUCUCAGCGGCUUUUGCGGAUUGAUAUUGGGUUUAUUUAACUCUGUUUGGUACAAAAAUCACGCCGUGGCGCAUUUCUUUUUGGCUGGAAGUUUUCUUCUGCUACUAAUAGUUAGCGGAACUAUGUGGCCGUUGGAGGGAGUGCAAAAAUAUCUUUGCUGGUUUAUGUACGCUAUGCCAAUUAGUUUGCCCUUCGUAUCCAUGAGAGGACUCAUUUACAAAGGUUCUUCUAUAUUUAAGUGGGAAGUUUUAAGUGGCAUCUUUACGAGUUUAACAUGGAUAUCGUUUAUUCUUCUGGUGACUAUAUUAUAUUUAAGACGGAAAAUCUAGUGAUAUUUGGAAAAGAAAAUUCUUUUGAAAGAAAUCAGAAUGAGUUCAGUUGAACAUAUAUGAGUGUAUUUCAACUAACUAAAAUAUGUAGACGCCUGAUAAUAUUAGAGGAUAUUAAGACACGGUUGUAUUAAUUUAUUGUCAUGGCUCGAGGAGUACAAUUUCGGAGUAAAUGGGCGAAGGGAGCGCUAAUUGUUGCCUAUCGGCGAAAUCGGAGUAACCGGUGUGGCACUUCAAAUUUUGAAGUCAGGGUACUCGUACGUGUACGGUAGGAGUUGAAACAGCCGUUGAUUUCUCAUGUUAGUGCAAAGUGAGAAUAGCGUUGAUUCUUAUCGUCAAAUAAAAGAUACGGUAGCGAUGGAUAGCAAAGCUUGAGUGAGAUCGUGGCGAAUCAGUAAAAAUUUGUAAAAAUACAGAAAAAUAAGUCAUGAAAUAAACUCAUUUUAAUAUUUAAGAACUAUAUUCUUUGGUUCAAUAACUAUAUUCUUUGGUUCAAUGGUUACUUUAAAAUCAGAUAACUGUUUCAUAGUCAUGUUUCUUGGUUGUUAUAGAUAAUAUUUUGUGAAAUCGUUAUAUGUGUACAAGCUGCAGUGAUAUCUUCUCUUAACAUAGGGGUAAAAUAUAGUUUAUACAAAUCAUAAGUGUUCGAGCUUGACACCUUCAUUAAAAUAGUUUAAAAAAUAAAAAUUAAUAUAAUUCUAAACAUUUUAAAUCUGUGAAAUGCUGUUUAACCUUAUAAAAGUAUGAAAAUGCUAGAACUUGAUACCUUAAUUGCUCAUUUAUAUUUUGUAACUUAUUUUUGUGUGUUUGUGAUUUAAACUUGAUUAUCUAGUCUAGAUAAACAUGCUUCUAUUAUGUCAUACUAUUUAAAUAGUUGUAACAUCUUCCUUCAUAGGAGGUGGCAUUUUACCCAUAUAUGUUGGGCCCAAUGUCAGUUUUAAAGUAUUUACCUAAUUUUUUUGCUCAAAUAUCUAGAAUGUCGAAAUUUUAAUUGUAUUAUUAGUACGAAUAAAUAAAAGUCUCAAAAAUA
Messenger RNA from Solenopsis invicta (red fire ant), 3494 nucleotides. Its product is annotated as ABC transporter G family member 20-like. The transcript is spliced from 14 exons. The record is from RefSeq and is a predicted model, not a curated record. Gene Ontology annotation, molecular function: ATP hydrolysis activity; ABC-type transporter activity; ATP binding. Lineage: Eukaryota; Metazoa; Arthropoda; Insecta; Hymenoptera; Formicidae. The coding region runs from base 365 to 2464 and encodes 699 amino acids. Gene Ontology annotation, cellular component: membrane.